UGUAUUGCGCUUCGCGAUGCAAUAGUUGGUGUUGGUACAAUAGUCGGUACAAUAUACAUGUGGUUGGUGAUUUCGUUCAGUUUUGGAACACGUUUCGUAUUUUAAAGUUGCUUCUGUCGAGAAACGGAUCUCAGUUCCAUAAAUCAGUCGUUGCACAGAUGGCAGUGAGGGCACAAUUUGAAAACAGUAAUGAAGUGGGAGUUUUCUCGAAGCUGACAAAUGCAUAUUGCCUGGUUGGAAUCGGUGCAUCCGAGAAUUUUUACAGUGUGUUUGAAGGUGAACUCGCUGAUGUAAUUCCUGUGAUUCGUACAUCAGUAGCAGGAUGCAGAAUUAUUGGGAGACUUUGUGUUGGUAACAGAAAUGGACUUAUUGUACCAAACACAACAACAGACCAGGAGCUUCAACACAUUCGAAAUUCCUUACCUGACACAGUGAAAAUACAAAGAGUGGAGGAGAGGCUGUCAGCAUUAGGGAAUGUAGUUGCUUGCAAUGACUAUGUUGCACUUGUCAACCCCGACCUGGACAGGGAAACUGAAGAAAUUUUGGCAGAUGUUCUUAAGGUGGAGGUAUUUCGUCAAACUGUUGCUGGCAAUGUUUUAGUGGGGAGUUACUGUGCUCUCAGCAAUCGAGGUGGCCUUGUACAUCCUCGAACAUCAGUUGAAGAUCAGGAUGAGUUGUCAUCAUUAUUACAAGUCCCCCUUGUGGCUGGAACUGUCAACAGAGGCAGUGAUGUCAUUGGAGCGGGCAUGGUUGUUAACGACUGGGCUUCCUUUUGCGGCCUGGACACUACUAGCACAGAACUGUCUGUCAUAGAAAGUGUAUUUAAAUUAGGAGAUGGCCAGCCAUCAGCCAUAGCUAGCAGCAUGAGAGCUUCACUGUUUGAGAGCAUGACAUAAAUCAGGAAAAUAAAAACUCUUCAUAAUGUACAGUCAAUUCUCUUUGAAUGCACACCUCCAGGGCCAGUGUCCAUCCUGAAGAAGCAUCUGUCUUUGUGUUAGAGAGGUGUCUGCCUUAGAGCUGUAUUCACCCAGUUCUUGAAGGGCAAUGAAGUAAAGGACUGGAGUACAUCAGACACUUACUUCACUUGAAUGUAUCAAACAGGUGUCCAUCACAAGAGAACUGACUGUAUAAUAAAUACAUACACUAUGGACAAAUAGCCAAGAUCUUCCAUCAAAUAUCAUUGUGUCAAAUGAAUUUCACAACGUAGUGAACUUAAUAUUGUGUGAAUGAACAUCAUUUGCACGUGCUCCAUGCCUGGUACAGUGGAGUUUUAAAUACUGGUACUUUUCAGAGCAACUUUUUUUCAAAACUUAGGUUGUGUUUCAAUAUGCAGUUUAUAAAUAAUCAUAUGGUCAAAAACUUCUCGUCCUGUAUUUAUUUUUACCACAACCCCAAAUUAUAACAAUAUCAAAGGAGACUUGACAAAGGGGUUAUAAAAACAUAUUACGAAUAUUAGAAUCAUAUCAAAAAGACUCUCACCAAAAAGUAUUUGCAAUUUGAUGUUAUUUUGACUAUCCAACUGAUGCUAAACAUGCCAAACUCUAUUUUUAUGA
Messenger RNA from Orbicella faveolata, 1553 nucleotides. Its product is annotated as eukaryotic translation initiation factor 6-like. NCBI's taxonomy places the organism in Eukaryota, Metazoa, Cnidaria, Anthozoa, Scleractinia, Merulinidae. Gene Ontology annotation, biological process: cytosolic ribosome assembly. The record is from RefSeq and is a predicted model, not a curated record. Gene Ontology annotation, molecular function: ribosome binding.